Molecule: messenger RNA, 1251 nt
Organism: Sorex fumeus (smoky shrew)
Lineage: Eukaryota; Metazoa; Chordata; Mammalia; Eulipotyphla; Soricidae
Gene: STX16
Product: syntaxin 16
Exons: 8
Coding region: 81-1049 (322 amino acids)
Biological process (GO): intracellular protein transport; vesicle fusion; vesicle-mediated transport
Cellular component (GO): membrane; SNARE complex; endomembrane system
Molecular function (GO): SNAP receptor activity; SNARE binding
Source: RefSeq, a predicted model, not a curated record
CGGCGGGCGCGGACCCCGCCCGGGACGCGUCGGGCCGCGGCGGGGCGGGGGGCGCGGGGGGCGCGGGGGGCGCGGGGGCCAUGGCCACCCGGCGCCUGACCGACGCCUUCUUGCUGCUGCGGAACAACUGCAUCCAGAGCCGGCAGCUGCUGGCCGAGCAAGUGAGUAGUCACAGCUCCUGCCGCCCUCCGCGCGCACGCAGCCGCGCCGCGCUCGCCGAUGACCGUAUGGCCCUGGUGUCAGGCAUUAGCCUGGACCCAGAGGCAGCGAUUGGAGUGACGAAACGGUCGCCCCCGAAGUGGGUGGAUGGCGUGGACGAAAUCCAGUAUGACAUCGGCCGGAUCAAGCAGAAGAUGAAGGAGCUGGCCAGUCUGCACGACCAGCACGUGAACAGGCCCACGCUGGACGACAGCAGCGAGCAGGAACACGCCAUCGAGAUCACGACCCAGGAGAUCACCCAGCUCUUCCACAGGUGCCAGCGCGCGGUGCAGGCGCUGCCGGGCCGGGCCCGCCGGGGCUGCUCGCCGCAGGAGGAGCGGCUCCUUCGGAACGUGGUCACCUCCCUGGCGCAGGCCCUGCAGGAGCUGUCCACCGGCUUCCGGCACGCGCAGUCGGGCUACCUCAAACGCAUGAGGAACCGCGAGGAGUGCUCCCAGCAGUUCUUCGACACGUCGGUGCCACUGAUGGAUGACGGCGAGGCCGACACGCUGUACGGCCGGGGCUUCACCGACGAUCAGCUGUUGCUGGUGGAGCAGAACACGCUGAUGGUGGAGGAGCGGGAGCGGGAGAUUCGCCAGAUCGUCCAGUCCAUCUCGGACCUCAACGAGAUCUUCCGGGACCUGGGCGCCAUGAUCGUGGAGCAGGGCACAGUCCUGGACAGGAUCGACUACAACGUCGAGCAGUCGUGUAUCAAAACCGAAGACGGCCUGAAACAGCUUCACAAGGCGGAACAGUAUCAGAAGAAGAACCGCAAGAUGCUGGUGAUUCUGAUCCUGUUUGUCAUCGUCGUCGUCCUCAUCGUCAUCCUCAUCGGCGUGAAGUCCCGCUAAGUGGCGUCGGGCCUGUGUCCGCACGAGAUGUCCCCGGUGUGGGGCUGGGCUGGGCCGCGCCCGGGCUGCUGGCGAGGGCAGCCCCGGGCCUGGUCUCCGCGUCGGGGGAGCGGGCUGGCCGCGCCCGUGGCUCUCGCGUCCGUGGGUCCCCGUGGGCAGCGGCCAGCUCGGCCGUGGGGCUCUCUGCUCUCUCCGCUGCCCA